UACAGUUCUCAUUCACCCCUUCGUGAUUGAGUGAGUGAGUGAGGGGGCUGGCCAAGUUGGGUUCCCGAUGGGCAAAGAGAUUAUUCCGGCGGCGGAGAAAUCCCUAAAUCUGAUUCGCGGGAGACUCUGCGAUCCUAGUUAUGUCUUCAGACCUCUUUCCGCUUCGUCAGACAGCAACUACAGUAAGUUGAAGUUCAUUGUAUCAACCUCUAUCACGGAGGGAUGCAACAAUUCCAUCUUGCUUCUCGGCCCUCGCGGCUCUGGAAAAGCUGCUGUCUUGGAUCUCGUUGUUGGUGAUUUAUUGGAGGAGUUCCCUGAUUCAGUAUCACUGAUCAGACUGAAUGGUCUCUUGCAUAGUGAUGAUAACUGUGCUUUUAAGGAAAUUGCCAGACAGUUGUGCAUGGAACACCACCUGCUCUUCUCCAAAAUGGCAUCAUUGGAUGAGAAUUCACAGUUCAUAGUAGCCAUGUUGCGGGAAUGUGGACUAGCACAUAAGACGAUCAUCUUUGUGCUUGAUGAAUUUGACAUGUUUGCACAGGGAAAGCAGCGGUUGCUAUACAGUUUGCUGGAUGCUAUGCAAUCUGUAACAUCACAAGCUGUUGUCAUCGGUCUCAGUUCUCGAUUGGACGCUGACCAACUUCUGGAGAAAAGAGUGAGAUCUCGCUUUUCACACAGAAAAAUAUUGUUUCUUCCUCCAUCCAGGGAAGAAUUUGACGGUUUGUUGGAACACCUGCUGUCUCUACCAGCAGACUCAAGCUUCCCCAACGGAUAUGUUUCUCGGUUCAAUGAAAAGAUUAAGAAUAUAACAUCAGACACGAGAUUUAAAGACAUACUCAGGACAUUAUUUAAUGCCAAUUCUACCGUGAACAGUUUGCUGAAGUUUAUAUUCCGCGCUGUUUCUUUAAUGAAUUUGGAAUCUGGCCUCCUCUCUCUUGAGAACUUCAAAGCAGCACUUUCAAGUAUGCAAAGGCAACCAAAGUUGGAAGCCGUUAGAGAUUGUUCCAUACUGGAGCUUUAUCUCCUGGUUUGUAUGAGGAGACUAGAAGUGAAGGAGCAAAGC
Messenger RNA from Camelina sativa (false flax), 1060 nucleotides. NCBI's taxonomy places the organism in Eukaryota, Viridiplantae, Streptophyta, Magnoliopsida, Brassicales, Brassicaceae. The record is from RefSeq and is a predicted model, not a curated record.